This is a messenger RNA of Rosa rugosa (rugosa rose), 1449 nucleotides long. Its product is annotated as probable vacuolar amino acid transporter YPQ1. Bases 117 to 1259 code for a protein of 380 amino acids. NCBI's taxonomy places the organism in Eukaryota, Viridiplantae, Streptophyta, Magnoliopsida, Rosales, Rosaceae. The transcript is spliced from 12 exons. The record is from RefSeq and is a predicted model, not a curated record.
AACUCUUCUUUAAAACCACCUUCACCACCUCACAAAAACACCACUCAGGCUCAUCGGCCAGUUAACAAUUUCGAGGUGUAAAGCUUAGCCCCAGCCCUUAGAGAUAGAGAGAGAGAAUGCCACUGUCUUAUUGUAUAGCAGCGAGAAAGCCCUGCGUGCGUUGGGUUGAGAAAUACUUCAAGGACUGCCUCUGCAACCUCCGCGACGACUUCUCCUUCGGUUUCGGGCUUGUCAGCUUAGUCUGUUGGGGAGUUGCAGAAAUUCCUCAGAUAAUCACCAACUUUCAGACUAAGUCAAGCCAUGGAGUCUCUCUUGCUUUUCUCCUCACUUGGGUUGCCGGGGAUGUGUUUAAUCUGGUGGGUUGUCUUCUGGAACCAGCAACUUUGCCUACCCAGUACUACACAGCUCUGCUUUACACAAUAAGCACUGUAGUGUUGGUGUUGCAGAGCGUGUACUAUGAUUACUUCUAUACAUGGUGGAAAUGUGGCAAAGUCACAGUUAACCAACUGGCACAAGAUGAAGAAGAAGAUUCCAGAAAACCAUUGAAUCCAAAGUUGGUUGAUUCAGGCGUCCCAAUACCGAGUGCUUCACCCAAAGCCACUCCUAGAAGGGAGUUCUACUAUACGUCAGCUAGAUCGAUGGCUGGUAGUGGCACUCCGCCGUUUCGAACGUAUAUGAAGGUAGCCAGAAGUGGUCCUUCUACAUUGGCAGUAGACAGUGACUCAUCUUCGGAGGACGAGUCGGCUCCAGUUACAUCCAAAAAAUCUGAUAGGACUUCCCAACCUAGGCCAAUUCCAAGAUCGGUAGGUUAUGGGGCAUUUUUAGCUACAUCACUUAACUUGCCCUUCGGAAGCAAGGGAAUGACACAAGUAUUAUGCAUAGGAAUUACUGGGAGGAAGCUAUUGCAGGAACACUCGGUGGAGCAUAGUGUUUAUGGGCAAUGGUUGGGGUGGCUGAUGGCUGCUAUAUACAUGGGCGGUCGACUACCUCAGAUUUGGUUAAACAUUAAAAGAGGGAGUGUGGAGGGCUUGAAUCCUCUAAUGUUCGUCUUUGCAUUGGUUGCAAAUGUUGCUUAUGUGGCUAGCAUACUUGUAAGAACAAUCGAGUGGGAUAACAUUAAAGCCAAUAUGCCAUGGUUGCUCGAUGCUGCAGUUUGCGUGGUGCUCGACUUAUUUAUAAUACUGCAGUACAUGUAUUACAGAUACUGGAGGAAGAGGACAUCACCACGUGAUGAGGAAGACAACAUAUACUACAAGUAACGAGACAAAGCUGUAGGUACUUGGUGGAUUGGACAUUGCGAACAGUGUAUAUGCCAACUGAAAAUCCAGAGCUCGAGUUUAGAUCGAUCAUUAUUAAUCAUAACCUUUGUAUCAUGCAUAUCCGUCCUACAACAGUACUAUUGCUUGGGGAUUUCUUCUAGAAUGAACUUUAAUUAAUUUGUAUUAUAUA